Molecule: messenger RNA, 2775 nt
Organism: Erinaceus europaeus (western European hedgehog)
Lineage: Eukaryota; Metazoa; Chordata; Mammalia; Eulipotyphla; Erinaceidae
Gene: MIER2
Product: MIER family member 2
Exons: 14
Coding region: 163-1707 (514 amino acids)
Biological process (GO): negative regulation of transcription by RNA polymerase II
Cellular component (GO): nucleoplasm
Molecular function (GO): transcription corepressor activity; histone deacetylase binding
Source: RefSeq, a predicted model, not a curated record
CGCCCACACGGCCAUGGCGGAGGUGAGUGAGCGCGCCCUCCCCCGCCCAGCCGGACUCGAACCCAGAGCCAGACCGGACCUGGGCCAGACCCACCUGCCUCUCCCAGUCCGGCCCGGAGUCAGGGGCUCGAGGCCUCCUCACUGGAGCAGCAGAGCCCCGGCAUGGCCUCCUGCCUGGCCCAUGGCCCAGGCCCUGGUGAGCCUGGAUUGCCCAGCACUGCAGUGGCCAUGGGCUCUGCACACGCCCAGUUCAGCCUCGCAGAGAUUCUGUCGCAGAGCUACGGUGUCCGUGAGGAGCCUGAGGAGGCCUCCAGGGCCCCCCCAAAGUCGGAGGAGGAGGAGGAGCUGGAGAAGCACCUGGUGUCCCAGAGCAGCGACAUGCCUCUAGAUGAACUGUUGGCUUUCUAUGGCUACGAGGCCUCAGAUCCCCUCUCAGACCGGGACAGUGAGGGCGGCGAGGCUGCCGCCCACCUCCCAGACAUGACGCUGGACAAGGAGCAGAUCGCCAAGGACCUGCUGUCUGGGGAGGAGGAGACACAGUCCUCUGCGGAUGACCUCACUCCCUCUGUGACCACCCACCAGGCCCACCUCUUCCCCGGCCAGAGUGCACACAAGGAGCCUGGCGCUUUCACCUCAUCAGACACUGAGGACGACCCUCUGCCUGCCAACAAGUGUAAGAAGGAGAUCAUGGUGGGGCCACAGUUUCAAGCUGACCUCAGCAGUCUACACCUACAGCGCCAGGGCGAGAAAUUCUACGAGAACGAGGACCAGCUGCUGUGGGACCCCGGCGUGCUGCCAGAACGGGAGGUGCAGGAGUUUCUGUACAGAGCCGUUCAGCGGCGCUGGCAGGAGGCGGCCGGCCGGCAGCUGCCAGAGGGGGAGCCCGUGAGAGACAGCGAGCAGGCACUGUACGAGCUGGUCAAGUGCAACUUCAACGUGGAGGAGGCCCUGCGCCGCCUUCGUUUCAACGUCAAGGUCAUCCGGGAUGGCUGCUGUGCGUGGAGCGAGGAGGAGUGCAGGAACUUCGAGCAUGGCUUCCGCGUGCACGGGAAGAAUUUCCACCUCAUCCAGGCCAACAAGGUGCGUACACGCUCCGUGGGCGAGUGUGUGGAAUACUAUUACCUGUGGAAGAAGUCUGAGCGUUACGACUACUUCUCCCAGCAGACACGUCUGGGCCGGCGGAAGUAUGGCCCCUCGGGGACCACGGAUGCAGACCAGGAUUUGGAAGGCAGUGACCCUGAGGGCACCAGCCGCCCCCGCCCAUGCCCACGCCUUGCCCCUGAGGCUGCUGUCCUGGGCUCUGAGCAGCACUCCCUGGCACCCAUGUGUACAGAGCCGGCCACUGAGGACACGCAACCCCUGGACACCCCUGAUGGUCUGCCUUCCACAGAGCCGGCUCCCGUCCAGGCCCUGGAGGUGCCGGCAGAGGAGCCCCCUCCCCAGCAGCCCCCCUCCCCGGCCCCCUCUGCCCCCCACCUCCCUGGCAGCAGUCCCCGACCGGCCGAGCACUUGGCCCUGCCUGGGGCCCUCCCGGAGGAGCUGGCCCUGGCAGCCACCAGUGGGGACCAGGAAGUGAAGGCCACGGCGCCCGCGCAGGUGGCUCUGUCCGUGGCGGAGUUUGGACUCAUCGGCAUCGGGGAUGUGAACCCCUUCUUGGCAGCCCGGCACACAGAGCCACUGUCACACUGCAACCUGAUGACCUGCUGACAUGGCCAUGGCUGAUCUGCUGGACCUCCCCCAGGAGGCCAUGCUCACAGACUCACUGGACAGCCCCCAGGAGGCCAUGCCCGCAGACUCCCACUGGACAGCCCCCAGGAGGCCAUGCCCACAGACUCUCACUGUACAGUACCCUGGAGGCCAUGCCCACAACGACCCACUCGAUGGUGCCUGGGAAGCCUCUUCAGUGCAGACCUACUGGACAGCCCCCAGGAGGCUGUGCCUACAGACUCCCACUGGACAGCCCCCAGGAUACCAUCCCCACACAGACCCACUGGACAGUGCCCAAGAGGCCAUCCCCACACAGAUCUACUGGACAGCCCCCAGGAGACCAUCCCCAUACAGACCCACCGGACAGCCCCCAGGACACCAUCCCCACACAGACCCACCGGACAGCCCCCAGGACACCAUCCCCACACAGACCCACCGGACAGCCCCCAGGAGACCAUCCCCACAGAGACCCACCGGACAGCUCCCAGGAGACCAUCACCACACAGACCCACCGGACAGCCCCCAGGAGACCAUCCCCACACAGACCCACUGGACAGCCCCCAGGAGCCUGUCCCCACACAGACCCACUGGACAGUGCCCAAGAGGCCAUCCUUGUGGCAGAUGGACCAGGACACCAGGACGGUGCCCACUGCCCACUUGGAGGCCUGUCCUGGGCAGACCCGUCAGGAAGGUGCCGAACAUGGGCGACGCCCCACCAGCAGCUUCCGGGCGCUCGUUCCUGGCUCCCCCUCCCUGGCUCCCCCCUCAGCUCCCCUGUCCACCCCCACUGGGCCGGCUGCCCCUGUGCCAGGCCGGGCACAGCCACAUACCUCCAUGGCCGCCGACCUUCAGGAAAAGCCGCACUUUAGCUGGCCUCAUGGCUCCGGACCCGCGUCUGUCGCAGUUCCCCAGGACGUGUUGGGACCUGGCCCAUUGUCUGUUUCUGUUUACAAACUGGAGUGGGGUCCUGGGGGUGGCAGUGCCCGCCUUGUCCCAGGAGAGGACCACACUGUGAAGAGCCGCCGCCUUGAACCCCCGCUCUUAUUUAUUAAAGCUGGUUGGACGCUG